Messenger RNA from Penicillium atrosanguineum, 4587 nucleotides. Its product is annotated as kinetochore-microtubule binding complex subunit SPC105. Lineage: Eukaryota; Fungi; Ascomycota; Eurotiomycetes; Eurotiales; Aspergillaceae. The coding region runs from base 1 to 4587 and encodes 1528 amino acids. The record is from RefSeq and is a predicted model, not a curated record. Gene Ontology annotation, biological process: mitotic sister chromatid biorientation; mitotic spindle assembly checkpoint signaling; protein localization to kinetochore. The transcript is spliced from 3 exons.
AUGUCAAAUCGACAGGACUCUGCGGCCCGCGUGCGCACGCGACGCUCCAUUGCUCAUGUGCCUCGAUCUAAGACGGCCGGCUUGGAUAAGGAGAAUGCGACGACUGAUAUUGGAGCUGUUCAGCCAUUUGGAAGCAAUGGAAAACCACUGACUAGAGACAAGAAGUCCCGUAGUAAGAGUCUGGGCCCUGGUGGACUCGACGCUCUUCAAAAAUCCAACGGCAAUCGUCGCAAGGUGAGCUAUCAUUCGACGUCUUCCCCGCGCGCAUUCAUGACACCAUCUGAUCUCGACACUUUCCAGUCCACCGCUUCGUUCCCUCUCAAAUCGAUUCUCAAGCCUACUGUUCCCGGUUCCCCGGUUCGAAACAUCCCGUCAUUCGAGGAAACGCGUCGGCGCACUCCGGCUCGCGAUGCGCGGAACCAAAAAACGAACACAUCUAGCAACGAGCAAGAAGGACUUUUAAUCGACUUUGCAACCCCGAACCCACCUCCCGUUAUAGAAUCAGAGAACUUGGCCAACCCUUUUGAUACCUUCAAUGCGACAUCCGCCAUCCGCGAUGAAAUGGCCGCAACUAAGGAACGUGAUGAUAAAGAGCGCAAGGAGCGCGAACGCCAAACAAUUCUAGAGAAGCGCGAGGCGCGACGAAAGUCAAUGGCGAACCGCCGAGUAUCGUUUGCCCCAGAGGCUACCUUGCACACUUGGAACGUGGUAGACAUACCAGACGACUCGACCGCAUCGUCAGCCUCGAACUCUACCAGGCGCGCAUCGUCUACCAAUUCUCAGGCCCAGCAACAGGCACCCACCCGGGCGAAGGAGGCACCCGCCUCACCCGAGGGCGACCUUGAAGGUGACGCCGAGUCCGACUUUGGCUUCUCUCCUGUCCGCCAACAAGAUCUAGAGCAGAUGAGAGAACGGUCAGCAUCGACAGAAGGUCCCACAGACAUGUCUUCAAGUCCAUACAGCGGAAGCUCGGCAUCUAGCAGCGAAGACACCGGCGCGCACAGCGUGGUGGCUGAAGGGGAAGACGAUAAUUCCUCUGGAUCUGAUGAUGGCUUUGAUGCUGAAAGCACUGCUAUGAGUCUGGAUGAUUUAACUGCUCGCUCUGCCGUCUCCAUGCAGUCAGAUGUAUCCUCCAGCUCCAGCUCCAGUGCCCGACUUAACCAAGCGCUGCGCCAAGCUGCAAAAGAGGCCGGAACAGAAGCGUAUGAUGCUGAAAGUGGAGAAAUGUCAAUGGAAAUUGCGGACCAAGAAAUCACUGGUGCCUUCCAGCCCUGGAUCAAAAAGGGCCAACGGCAAAGCUUUGACUGGGAGGAUCUUAGCGCUCGUCAUGACCAAGAGAAUGCUGAGCCUUCCAAAGCUGCCUCUGCGAAUAUCCCAGAAUCGGAUGGUAUCGAUGAGGGUGAAGAUCUCAGUAUGGAUGUGACAAAUGCAGUCGGUCGAAUUCUUGGAAAGUCUCCUGGCCGAAGGAAGAGUGCGGUUCCUCGCAAGUCGCUAGGACAGGAAACCAACUAUGGUGACGAGACCAUGGAGAUGACCAAUAUGAUUGGAGGCAUAUCGAGAAUGAACCCUACCGAAGCCCCUGAUUACGAUGACAACGAUGACAACGAAGAUGAAGAGAUGACGAUGGAGUUCACUUCAGUUGUUGGUGGUGUCUUGAGCAAAGCUGCGCCUCAGCAGCAUUAUAUGAACGACGAUGCUGACCAAGAGAACACUACUCCAAAGUCGGAUCGUAUGGAUUACAAUCGCGAUAACGAGUCAGAUGGAGACAUGGACAUGGAAAUGACUGGCGCUGUUGGUGGAAUUCUACCGUCGGGACUGGAAACCCAGGAUAAGGCCCAAGCCAAGAUGGUGAUGGAACUUGAGGGUGAUUCAGGGCAAUUGGCUAGCUCACCUUUCCAGGAGAGCGUCCGAAAAUCACCUGCCAAGUCUCCAGCCAAAUCGCCACUCGGCCUUCACGUUGCUGCAGUGGCUUCUGAGGACGGCAGCCCUAGCCUGGCAAGCGUCAAGUCCAGACGGACACGCCGUAGCUCUGCAGGCCCGUCGAGCACUCCUCAAUCUGCGACUCGACGCCGAUCGCCUUCAAAGCCAUCAACGCCCCCUAAACAGUCAACACCACAAACGAAACCCACCACGCCCAGUAAGACUCCUCCGUCUGCCAAUGUCUCCUUCCGAAGCGCUUCCCCGAAAAAGCUCUUCAGGCCGGAGCUCAAGAAACAGUCGGCGGAAAAACGCAAGUCUCCUCGUCGAAGCAUUUUUGAACAGGAUACGGCUACUGGCCAGUCAACUCCUCGCAUCAUCUUGCAGCCCCGCGAAGGGCGUCGCUCUUCCGGGCUUGGAAUCGACAGGGAAGGCCUUGGGUCGCCUCGUGUCGCUGCUAUGCUCGACAAGCGCCUGUCUCUCGGUGAAAAUACUCCGCAAUUUGCUCCUCAGGAACGAUCUCGUGGCGGUGUCCGCUUUGAGGACCCAUUGAAAAUGCAAGCGGAGGAAGAGGAAGAUCGCGAACAAGAAGAGCUCAGAGAGGAUGGCCAUAUACUAUCUGGCAAUUCUGAUGAGCGGGACGUCACCGCGAGCCUAAAGGACAUGAUUUCAAGUCUCAGUCCGAAGAAACUCAAGGGCCGAAAAAGUCUCCAUGUGGGAGCCGCACGUGGUAUUCUCGGGAAACGCCCCAUCGAGCUCGAUGUUGAGGAAGAGGAGGCCGAGAACUCACCCAAACGACUCCGCGGGCAUGAUGUGAGCCCUGUCAAGGGUGUCAAGCUGCCAGCCCCGACACCCCAGAACAGGCCGCGUAAGUCGAUGCGCUCUCCGACUCGUAGGGCCGUCAGUUCUUCUCCUCUAAAGAACAGCACCACUCCUACUCAUGAACCUCGAAAUGCAUCCAAAACCGGCGCCACCCCUCAGAAAGAGGAUAUUGAUACCCCGAAUAUUGCUUCUGAUCCCCCACAGCCGGAGCCAGAGGAUGCAGAGGUCAUCUCCCAAGAACAGAGUGCUGAUAGCGAGCCUAUUCAGCUACAAGACUUCCUGAACAUGACCAACAUUCAUUUCAUGGAACUCACUACAACCAAGAGACGACACACCACUGCUCCUGGAAGUGCUACCAAGAGACGAAGCCGGAGAGCGAGCGAGAUCACCAGGGCCGGAAGCAUUACUUUCAAUGAUUGCGUGGCUGCUGGUUUCUGUACGGUGCCUAUGUUGGAGCUGUACCAACAUUCCUGCCGUGAGUUGAAGUCGUAUAUCUCGGAAGGCCGACAGGUUAUCCGAUCGAUUGAGGCCGAAACAUACGAAGACAACCCUCCUCUGUUCCGGGAGUAUGUUACGGCACCGCCAGACAUUCGAGUUAUCAUGGACAACCAGUUCCGAAAUGUCAAGACUCAUGCACGACUUCUCAGCAAGGCUACAUGGUAUGAGUGGCGUAUGAAGCUCUUGGAGGGUCUCAAAGAGGGUCUUCACCGAAAUGUGAAGGACAUGAAAGCCGAUGACGAAAUACUUUCUCAACGCGAGGAGCUUCUCAACAGUGCCGUGCCUGCUCUCGUGGAGAAGCACGCCUCUCUAGAAGAGGAAGCAAACAACUUGCAGCAGCUUGUCGAAGAGAUGGAGAGCUGUGAUCAAGAUGAGUUGUGCAGCGCUCGCAAGACGCUCUCCGGUCUUGAGGAUGAGAUCGAGGCGAAGAAGCGAGAGCUUGUACAGCUGCAGAACGAGGCCCAAGAGAGAACAGACUUGAUUGAGGCCGGGACGGAGAUGCGUGAGGAAUUUAUGACCCAGAUCCAGCAGGCGGAGCGCGUCAAGGAGGAAUGUCGCGGGUGGAGCGCUCGCGAUAUCAACGAGCUCAAAGCUUCCGUACAGCGGAUCGAGCGCCAAACUGGCUGGGCAAUUACAUCUGCAUCAGCUAAUGAUGAGGAAGCCACCGACCCCAUAUUGAUCAUGUCAUACCGAAGCCAACUGCAAAUCAUGUUCCACCCCGGAGCAUUUGCCACCAAGAACCCCAAUGCCGACAAAACCAACAAACUUCUCGAUUUGAGCUUCAUUAGUGGUAAAUUGGCGUCUCCAAUCGCAUCCCUCGUCCUCCAGUCACUGCGAAGCCAUCUAGCCACCAUUCAGCAAUCAAAGAUUACCCCGAAGCAGCUCUUGCACUUCGUCUCAUCCGCAUGGGAUCGCGCUCUUGGUCUCGAAAACGAGGCUCGCAUGCUCGAAUUCUGCGGCGUCACUCGUCUGACGCUCUCCGAGCCCGCCGAAACGUCCUUGUCUCUCCGUGCUCGUUGCACUCUCCUCGGCAACGCUGCUGCACCAUCCACGCCGAGCCGCAAAGGUACCGCAGCGAAGAAUAACGGAACUAAACGAAUCGACGUCGACUUCAACGUCCGCACUCACAUCAUCCCCGAAGACUCGAAAGAGAUCGGAUCUCUAGACUUCAACAUCGACGUCCUUGCAACCAAAGUCUACGGCUUCGGAUCCGGAAACAAGUCCGGCCUAUCAGGCAAGGAAAUGCAAAGUAUCCUAGGCAAGGGACUUAAGCACCAGGAUGGUGAAGCCCACCUUGGAAACGGUGUUUGGUGUAAGGCUGUGCGAUUGUUAACUGGGUCUGUGUUUUAA